This is a messenger RNA of Blepharisma stoltei, 1161 nucleotides long. Lineage: Eukaryota; Ciliophora; Heterotrichea; Heterotrichida; Blepharismidae. The record is from the annotation of a GenBank genome assembly.
AUGGAGAUCGUAUCAAAAGAGACAAACAAAGUAAUGCUUUUAAAGCUACCUGAUUAUCUUUAUCAAACAUUUCUAUCUCCCUCCUAAGUAAUAAGCAAGAUUGAUGUAAAAAUCUGACAAAGUACUUUUUUAUAUAAUUUGUAAAAAAGAUUAAUUAAAUAAUAUUAAUUCAGCUAAAAAAAUAAAUUAAUCUAAAAAGAAGGGGUUAAGCAACUCUGACUUGGCGGCAAGCAUAAAAUUCGAUCCGAAGACUUAUCAACUCGAAAUCGAUCUUCCAAAAUCAGUCGAAAGCUCUUCAUAUGGAGUCUUAACUUUUAAAUCAAAAAUAGAGCCAAUAGAUGAAGCUGAUUUACAUGUCUUUACAGUUGACCAGCAAAGAAAAGCUACAUUAAAAUCCCAAGUAGCUUACAAAGGGAAUCUACUGCCUGAAAGGAAUGAUCAUUAUAUUAAAUUAAUCCAAAAGCAAAGCGAGCAAGUUAGCGACUUCAGCAUCACAACUGCAGAGCCAAGGAGAGACGACAAUAAAAUCCAGCCAAGAAUUUUUAGCUUGCAUGAAGAUCACAAGUAUUUUGUGAUGGCAAAUCCAGAACAGGCAAGAGAAUCUAGUAUCAGAAAGAUGCAUAACUUCACCCCCUUAUAGGAGAAUUAAUUUUUUAUUUAUUUAUUUUUUUCUUAAUAAAAUAAUUAAUAAAUAAAAACAUCAAUUGAAAACAAUUUUAAGCUAUUUUAUAAAGAAUUAAUCAAUUUAGUCUGAAAACUGUUUAAAUAAUAUUCUGACUGCAAAUUAGGUUAAAAUUAAUACUAUAAAAUUAGUUUUUUUAAAAAUUUUGUUCUCAUUUAAAAUGUGGCUACCCAAAAAUGAAAAUUUUGCCGAUAUUUUGUUCCAAUUUAAAAGGGAGUAAAGAAAAAAGAGUUAGGGAAGAUCCAGAAAAAGUUAAAGCAAUGCUUUUUGAUUUAUUUUCAACGCAAAGAUUUUGGAAAUUAAAAACUUUGGCUGAGCAUACUAGUCAGCCUGAAUCGUAUUUAGCUGACAUACUUAGGGAAAUCGGGGAAAAAGGACCUCCUGGGCAGUAUAAAAGCCAGUGGCAGCUGAAAAGUGAAUUUAGAGGGGCAGAUGAAGGUGAAGAGGGCGGGCCAACUAAAAAACCAAAAAUAGUUUAA